UCCUCUCUCUCUCUCUCUCUCUCACCACUUUCAUCUUCGUCGUUUCCUUCUUCUUCUUCCUCAAAGCCCUAUAGAGCUUAAAACCCUAGAACACACAGAGAAAAGAAGAGGAGCUAUCGCAUUAAGGGAUCAAGAUGAGGAUAAUGAUAAAGGGAGGCGUCUGGAAGAACACGGAGGAUGAGAUCCUCAAGGCGGCUGUGAUGAAGUAUGGGAAAAAUCAGUGGGCCCGGAUCUCGUCUCUCCUCGUUCGUAAGUCCGCCAAGCAGUGUAAGGCUCGUUGGUAUGAGUGGCUCGACCCUUCCAUAAAAAAGACUGAGUGGACCAGAGAGGAGGAUGAGAAACUGCUACAUCUUGCAAAACUCAUGCCCACACAGUGGAGAACAAUUGCCCCGAUUGUUGGUCGUACUCCAUCCCAGUGCCUUGAGCGGUAUGAGAAACUCCUCGAUGCAGCUUGUGCUAAGGAUGAUAACUAUGAAGCAAGUGAGGACCCUCGGAAAUUGCGUCCAGGAGAGAUUGACCCAAACCCCGAGUCGAAGCCUGCACGUCCAGAUCCCAUUGAUAUGGAUGAGGAUGAAAAGGAAAUGCUUUCUGAGGCACGAGCCCGGCUAGCCAACACCAAGGGAAAGAAGGCAAAGAGGAAAGCCAGGGAGAAACAACUUGAGGAGGCUAGGAGGCUUGCUUCUUUACAGAAAAGGAGAGAGCUGAAGGCUGCCGGAAUUGACACUAGGCAACGCAAAAGGAAAAGGAAGGGCAUAGAUUAUAACUCCGAGAUUCCAUUUGAGAAGAAGCCUCCUCCAGGCUUUUACGAUGUUGCCGAUGAGGAUAGACCAGUGGAGCAGGCCCAGUUCCCUACCACAAUUGAAGAACUUGAAGGGAAAAGGAGAAUGGAUAUGGAAACACAACUAAGAAAGCAAGAUAUUGCAAAGAAUAAAAUUGCACAAAGGCAGGAUGCCCCAUCAGCUAUACUACAAGCCAACAAGUUGAAUGAUCCAGAAACGGUUAGAAAGAGGUCAAAACUUAUGCUUCCUGCACCACAGAUUUCGGACCAUGAAUUGGAGGAAAUUGCAAAGAUGGGUUAUGCUAGUGAUAUUCUUGUGGGUAGUGAGGAACUUUCUGAAGGGAGUGGUGCAACACGUGCUCUUCUUGCAAAUUAUUCCCAGACACCACAGCCAGGAAUGACACCCCUACGAACUCCACAAAGAACACCAGCUGGUAAGGGUGAUGCUAUUAUGAUGGAAGCAGAAAAUCUAGCCAGGUUGAGGGAGUCUCAGACACCAUUAUUAGGGGGACAGAAUCCAGAGUUGCACCCUUCAGAUUUUUCAGGGGUUACUCCUAAGAAAAGGGAGAUCCAAACGCCAAACCCUCUGCUAACUCCUUCAGCCACUCCUGGAGGUGUCAGUCUUACUCCUAGAAUUGGCAUGACACCAUCAAGAGAUGGAUAUUUUAAUAUGACCCCAAAGGGAACACCAGUCAGGGAUGAGCUCCAUAUUAAUGAAGAUAUGGAUGUGCAAGAUAGUGCCAAACUUGAUCAAAGAAGGCAAGCUGAUUUGAGAAGGAACUUGCGAUCAGGUCUAAUCAAUCUUCCACAGCCGAAGAAUGAGUACCAGAUAGUUAUGCAGCCGGUUUUAGAAGAUAAUGAAGAACCAGAGGUGAAGAUUGAAGAGGAUAUGUCUGAUAGGAUAGCUAGAGAAAAGGCUGUGGAAGAGGCACGUCAGCAGGCAUUACUUAGGAAGAGAUCAAAAGUACUGCAGAGGGAGCUCCCUAGACCUCCUGCUGCUUCAUUGGAUCUAAUUAGAAAUUCUCUUAUUAGAGCAGAUGAAGACAAGAGCUCCUUUGUUCCUCCUACAUCCAUUGAGCAGGCUGAUGAAAUGAUAAGAAAGGAGCUUCUAAGCUUACUAGAGCAUGAUAGUGCUAAGUAUCCACUUGAAAAGAAACUGACCAAGGAGAAAAAGAAAAGUGUUAAGCACUCUGCAAAUGGACCUGGUUAUGUCCCUGAGAUAGAUGGUUUUGAGGAAGAUGAGCUGAAAGAGGCUGAUACUUUGAUAGGGGAAGAGGCUCGGUAUCUUCGCCUGGCAAUGGGGCAUGAAAAUCAAUCCCUUGAUGAAUUUGUUGAAGCACACAGUACUUGCCUAAAUGAUCUCAUGUACUUUCCUACCCGUAAUGCUUACGGUCUCUCAAGUGUUGCUGGAAACAUGGAGAAGCUUGCAGCUUUGCAGAAUGAAUUUGAAAAUGUGAAGAAGAAGAUGGAUGGUGAUAAAGCUAAGGCAGAAAGCCUUGAGAAUAAGGUCAAAGUUCUCACACAUGGUUAUGAGACACGAGCUAAAACAGCUCACUGGCCAAAGAUUGCGGCAACCCUCAAACAGAUGGACACUGCUGCAACAGAACUUGAGUGUUUCAGAGCUUUACAAAAGCAAGAGCAAUUAGCAGCUUCACACCGGAUAAAUAGUCUCUGGGAGGAAGUUCAGAGGCAAAAGGAGCUGGAACGAACUUUACAGAUGCGAUAUGGAGAUCUUGUGGCAGAAUUAGAUAGGACACAAUACCUCAUGGAGAAAUACAGAGUACAAGCAGAAGAGCAAGAGGCAAUUGCUGCCAAGAAUCAUACGCUUGAGUUAGCUAAGGCUGCAGAAGAUCAGACUCUUGCGCAGAGCAUCGUGACGGAUACACCUAUCCUGUCUACAGAUCCAAUUGAUGGAAAUGCUGUACAGCAAAUGGAUGCCAAACAAGAACUUGCUUAUGCAAGUCCAAAAUCUGAUAUGGAUGUCGAUGCCCAGAAUGAGCAUCCACAACUGUGCAUGGUUGAAAAUUUUCCUACUAGCAGCCCUACUGCUGUGGAGCAAGAGGCCACCACACCAGUACAAGGUAACACUUCUGAAGGUACCGAUAUUCAGCUCUCCCUUCCAGGUAGAGAUAACCCUAAGGCAGUUCCCGGCAUGGUGACAGCUAUUGACUCAGGUGAUGGGGCUGCUGGAGCCAAUAUAACUACUGAGGUUACUAAAGAAAAUCCAUAUUCUGGGGAUCCACAAAACGUAGCAGAAGCGGUGAGCCUUGAUGGUGGCUUGAGCAAGCAAGAAGAUUGUGUCCCAGAAACUGCUGGCAAUGAUAGUUGUGAUGGCGGGGAUGCCAUGCAGGUCUCUGCUGGUGACGGGGGGCACACCGAUAAUUAAACACCAAAUGUGUUAUUAAAGGUUGAGGAGAAUUAGCUUCACCUGGAUGUUGAUUUUACCGAUAGUCCAAUUGAAAAUGGCAGAUACAAAUGCCAAUAACAAGAGGUCAUGGCAAAGUUGGAUGGCUGUUGAAUUUUACAGUUCUGGGUAAUUGGACUCCUCAAUCGAAGUAUCUAUUGCUGUUGAAGGGGCAAACUGCAUGGUAACCGGCACCUUUGGUACUUGGUCUAUACUCUAUUUCUCAUAGUUUUGUCUCGUGUUUGUACCAAAACUGGAAAUUAUUCUCUACUGUUUUUUGUGAAAGCAUGCACCAAGAAGAGAGUGAGGGUCUGGUAAGAACAUAAACUGGUGAAGGAUAAUAUCUUAGUUCGGGCAUGUUCACUGUUCAACUUUUUUUAAUUGAGAAACUACUGAAGAUUUUCCCAUAACAUGCUAGUUUCGAUUGUUUCAGCUA
Juglans regia (Persian walnut) is the source of this 3618-nucleotide messenger RNA. Its product is annotated as cell division cycle 5-like protein. Gene Ontology annotation, cellular component: spliceosomal complex; Prp19 complex. Lineage: Eukaryota; Viridiplantae; Streptophyta; Magnoliopsida; Fagales; Juglandaceae. The record is from RefSeq and is a predicted model, not a curated record. Gene Ontology annotation, biological process: mRNA splicing, via spliceosome. The coding region runs from base 135 to 3164 and encodes 1009 amino acids. The transcript is spliced from 4 exons.